Molecule: messenger RNA, 624 nt
Organism: Nylanderia fulva
Lineage: Eukaryota; Metazoa; Arthropoda; Insecta; Hymenoptera; Formicidae
Product: V-type proton ATPase subunit e 2
Biological process (GO): proton transmembrane transport
Cellular component (GO): plasma membrane proton-transporting V-type ATPase complex; proton-transporting V-type ATPase, V0 domain
Molecular function (GO): proton-transporting ATPase activity, rotational mechanism
Source: RefSeq, a predicted model, not a curated record
AUACGUCUAUGACCUAAUCGAUGUGCAUCACGUGAACAAUACGAAGAUUCUCAUGUGAUGUGAUCCUCCCAGUUUUCGACAGCAAAUAAUUCGUAGGAUCUCUGAGUUUUUGCUGGUUUGCGAGUUUCCAAGAAGAAUAAUACUUAGAUAAAAAAAGGGAUAAAAAUGGGUGCAUCUGCUUUACCUGUAUUAGCUUUCACAAUACUCUGGGGCAUCGUACUAUUCCUAGGAGUAGCUUUGCCACUUUUCGUUCCCAAGGGACCAAAUCGAGGGAUACUUCAGGUUCUAUUAAUAUUGACAGGUUUUACAUGUUGGUUGUUCUGGUUGUGUUGUUACAUGGCACAAAUGAAUCCAUUGAUUGGGCCAAAAUUAGAUAAUAUAACAAUAUUAGUUAUGGCUCGAGAAUGGGGUAAUCCUAUUCCAAAUUGAUUUAAUUCUUAAUCUGAAAUGAUGAAAUUAAUUGAUUAAUGAAUUUAUCAUGGUAAAGAAACUUUGUUUCAUAUACAUAUAUCCAAUUCUCCGGCACAUAUUGCUUUUAAUAAAGCUGUAUAGUUACAAAGAUAAAACAAAAUGCUAGUACAUUGAUGAUUUGUACAAAUAGAAUCUUAUAUUGAUGUAUGAUUU